Molecule: messenger RNA, 3850 nt
Organism: Thrips palmi
Lineage: Eukaryota; Metazoa; Arthropoda; Insecta; Thysanoptera; Thripidae
Product: sphingosine kinase 1-like
Exons: 9
Coding region: 144-2054 (636 amino acids)
Biological process (GO): sphingosine biosynthetic process
Cellular component (GO): membrane; cytoplasm; intracellular membrane-bounded organelle
Source: RefSeq, a predicted model, not a curated record
AACUGCAGACACAAAUGUGGGGUAGUCGAGCUGCAGCUACGGUGACAGUCAGAAGUGUGGUCUGAGUUUCCAUCCAGCAGGCGUGUGCGAGCUUGGCGUGGGCUGGUUAGUGAGUUUGACUGGGACGCGCAAGUUGAUUCGCCAUGGAAGACGUCAACGGGUGUGGCGGUGACGGUGCCGUGCUGCAGGAGACGUUCUACAUCCUGUCGAAGAAGAACACCGUGUAUCGAGUCAAGCUGUCAGAGAAGGGGCUCAGCCUGGUGAAGGAGUCCAACGGCAACACCAAGUCAGAGACGAUCCAGCUCGACGACAUCAUCGGCUGUCGAUGCAUGCGCAGCAAAUGCAAGCCCGGCCCGUCUUGUGCUUGUCGACCGAGCGGCAGGAAGGACCUGAAGGAGGCUGACAGGGAAGAGAAGCCAGGGUCUCAGGACAAGAGUGACAUCAGUGCUUACCUGUACAUUUACGCUUAUGUCCUCAAGAAAUACAAGAUGACAUCAGGUGUGAAGCGAGAAAGGAUGACCAUCACACUGCGCUUCCGCUCUUUUGACAAGUUUGAAGAGAAUAUGCGAGAAGCUCAGAAGUGGCGUUUGGCGAUCAAGUGCCUGAUGAAGGAUGCUCCAAUUCCUCGAGCGGUGCUGAACUCUGAUGAGAAUUCCAUCACAAUGUCGCCUGGUGGUGUGGAGCGCAUCCUGGACGAGCGCAAGAUCCUGGUGCUGCUGAACCCCAAGAGCGGGCCGGGCCGGGCGCGCGACGUGUUCCAGCAGAAGGUGGUACCGCUGCUGCUGGAGGCCGAGGUGGGCUACGAUCUGCACAUCUCCAAGCACGCCAACUACGCGCGCGAGUUCGUGCGCUCGCGCGACGUGUACCAGUACCGCGCCAUCGUCGUCAUGGGCGGCGACGGCAUCAUCUUCGAGGUGGUGAACGGCCUGUUCGAGCGGCCCGACUGGCGAUCGGCCGUCAAGGAAGUCCCCGUGGGAGUGAUACCGUGUGGCUCGGGCAACGGCCUCGCCAAAUCCGUGGCAGUGGAUGACUCCUACGACCACAAUCCAGUUCUCUUUUCCACUCUCAACAUCCUCAAGGGAACGUCCACUCCUCUAGACUUAGUGAGAGUUGAAACUAGAUCUAAAAUUAUGUACUCAUUUCUAUCCAUUGGGUGGGGUCUCUUAUCAGAUAUUGAUAUAGAGAGUGAAAAGUUACGAGCGAUUGGCGGACAGCGCUUUACUGUGUGGAGUGUGGCAAGAUUAAUCGGACUGCGGACAUAUAAAGGGAGAAUAUCUUACUUGCUGCAUCCUAACUCAAAAAGUCCGGUUUCUUCGAGUAAUGCCAGUAGAACUGUGUUGACUCGAAGUGCUAGUCAAAUGGUUGAUGUUGACCUUGCCAAUGAUGCCAAUGUGGGAUUUAUGACACCAAUGCAUACAAGUCAAAGCAUGUUUAGUGAUUUAGUGGAAUCUGACAGUCCUCUGAGAGACUUGAGCCUAGAAACUGCUUAUGCCAAGAUUGCAGAAGAUAUGAGUUCAGAUCCAGAUCAGCGACCUCGCAUGGACAGCUUUUAUUCAAUCAAUUCUCGCCGCAGUACUUAUUACUCCAUUGGGGGAUCCAGCUUCCAGUCAGUUUUUGACCCCAGCUCUGAUCAUAACAGUGGAAGUGUUAAUGUACAAAUGUAUGGCCCCCCAUCUCAGUUACCGUCCCUCACACAACCUGUUCCAGACACUUGGACCAAACUAGAAGGAGAAUUUAUUAUGAUGCACUCUACAAAUGUUACUCAUUUGGCAAAAGACUGCCUUUUUGCUCCUGAGGCAAAAUUAAAUGAUGGUAUCAUAUGGUUAGUUGUUAUAGAAGCAGGCAUCUCUAGACAUCAACUUUUGCAAUUUUUACUGGGCCUUUCUCAUGGGACUCACCUGAACUGUCCACAUGUGAAGAUGUUACCAGUUUCAGCAUUCCGCCUUGAACCUGAGACAGAAGGGAGCUACAUCACUGUUGAUGGUGAGGUUGUGGAGUAUGGACCAAUUCAAGUUGAAAUCAUGCCUGCUCUUGGACGUAUAUUAUCACGAUAGAAUUUUCAACAGUUUCAAAUUAAAAACGUAAAUGAAACUGUACUCCUCAAUCUUUGAUUUGUUUGCAACAUCAAUUUUUUUCUGCUCAGUUUUUUGUUUGUGUUUGUUGUAGUUUAUCAAUAGAGCAAGAGGAAAUUUAAAGAAAAUUUAGUUGCAGAAUAUGCUGUGAGUUUGUGAAUGUUACCACUUCUAGGUCAGAAAUUCCAACAACUGAUACCCAAUUUCAGAUAAGCCUUUCACAAAGGUGCCUGAAUAUUUUAAUCUAGUACACCUUUGUUCUGGUCUUUUAAUAAGGAGAAACUACUGUACCUUUAGUGUUAAUUUAUUUUAUUUUGGCCAUGACAGUUGACGGAUUUCAUUUUUAGGUGUUCAAGAUCUUUGACAUGGUGAACUCGUAAUUUUGUAUGAAUGGUAUCUUACAUGAUUGUGAGCCAUUCAUAGUUUGUUUUUAUCCCUUUUCAGGUAUAGUGAAAUGGCAAGUAAUUGCUGUAAUAGUACAAGAUUGAGUGCCUUUAAUGUCUUUCAUUGUUACCUUUUUUUUUGCUUUGUCUCAUCAGUAUUUAUCUCAAUAGUGUCAUGUGGCUAACAUAAAAUGACAUCUGAAGAGCUUUGAUGGAACAGAUAUAUAUAUUUGAGUAACCAUUUAACUUCACUCCUAUUUCAUUGAUAUCAGUGAAUGAACCUACACACCUUGUCAAUAAUUCAGGUUGUGAAGGAAUAACUUUUUAUUGUGAAGAAGUAGACCAAAUGUAAGUAAAUUAGCAUAUUUCUUGAGUAUAUAUAUGCCAUUGGGAGGGUAUGGCAGCAGCCAUGCAUCUUACUCAAUGAUUUAAACUGCAAGCUUCGGUUUCCAUACAAAGUUUUUAUCCAUUAAUAAUAAAAUGUUUAUAUUGUUUGUUAUUGUAUGUUGAAGUUGUCUGUUAAAAAUGUACAAAUUUGUUGUCAUUUUUGCUGUCUUACUUAAUCUUAAAGAAUUGUGAUUCAUUAUGUAUCAUGUGCAUGUGAUAGUGUAUUUGGAAUAACAUUUCAUGAUUUUCCAUGUGUAAAGGCUCUUGACACAUUUCAAAUGGUUGUGGUUUCAAGCAAUAAAAGUGUUACCUAUUAAGUUUUUAUCUUUUGAAUGGGCCAAGUAUGCAUUUUAUUGUUAAAAAUGUAUUAUAGUUUUAUUUUUGCACAAGCUGAGUUCGAUGUAUAUUUAAAGGAAAAAUGAACUCAAUCCUGCUGUGAUGGAUUGCCCUGCGCCUUUUGUUCUUGGCUGUCUAUUUGUUAGUUUAUUUGUUUGCCAUUUCUCUAUAGUCUAUCUAGUUAUAACUGUUAUUAAACAGGGUGGGGAUCAUUAAUUUUCCAAAGAAAAAAGGGAGUGGCAAAACAGAUCCAUGCCUGUUUUAGCUUGAAUCUUGGUUUACUGCCAUCUCUGGAACCCGAGUACUGUGUAGCAAUACAUAUUUCAAUACACUGAGGUGAAGUUUUGCUCUUCCAUACAUUCCUACAACCUAGUUAUUAUUGUGUAAUUAACAGUUUAAUUUAUUCAAAGCAAUUUUCCUGAACUGGGGUAUGUUCUAAUCUCGGGUUUAUGAACUCCUGAUAGUUUGCCUUUUAAGUGUUGCUUUGAGCAGAUUUGACUGUACUUACUUUAUCCUUACCAGUCACUCAAAUCAUUCCUUGUGUCAUAAUUUCCAGAUGCCGCCUCAAUUUUAAGGUUCAAAAGAGGAAUGUAGGGAAAUUACAAUGUACUAAUUUUUAUUGUCUGGAAUAAAGGAACUUGAUGCUUAAGCAAAGCCAGCCACCAACUUUAA